Molecule: messenger RNA, 1579 nt
Organism: Cryptomeria japonica (Japanese cedar)
Lineage: Eukaryota; Viridiplantae; Streptophyta; Pinopsida; Cupressales; Cupressaceae
Product: GDSL esterase/lipase At2g42990
Exons: 5
Coding region: 320-1405 (361 amino acids)
Molecular function (GO): hydrolase activity, acting on ester bonds
Source: RefSeq, a predicted model, not a curated record
UGGUUUGUUAGUUGUGGGUGCUGGUGCUUAUUUAUAGAGAAGUUAUUUUGAGCACGACUUCACAAUGUCUAUUUCUUUAGUAACUUUACCAUGUCUAAAUAAUUAAUAACAUCUAAUAUUGAAAAAAUAAUGCUUUGAUAAAUGUAUUAUACGUAAAAUGAAUUAUCUGUGGUUUACUGGCACAAUGAUAGGUCAAGGACUACUAAAACAUGAGAUGUAAUACCUAAUAUAGUUUAAGCCAUCUCUUAAAUAGGCCAGGAAGGUUGAGUUAAUUUUGUAUUGCAUUUCAAGAUUGCCUGGUGCGCAGUGGUCAGUAGUAAUGAAAUUAAGGGCAGAAUCUCUCUUUUUGUGCUCUGUACUUUUUAUUUCGAUCAUCACAAUAGCUAAGAAAUGUGAUUACUUUUUGUUGGUUGGAGGGCAGAAAGUUCCUGCUAUGUUUAUGUUUGGAGACUCCUAUGGAGAUACAGGGAACAAUGAUUUUAUUGUUACACUAGUUACUGGUGAUUUUCCUCCAUAUGGAAGAGAUUUCAAAGAUCACAUUGCCACAGGAAGGAUAUCCAAUGGAAAGCUCAUGUCUGACUACUUUGUUGAAGGGCUUGGAAUCAAGGAAUUGUUGCCCCCAUAUUUGGACCCUAAGCUCAAGGCCCAAGACUUGCUAACUGGUGUCUGUUUUGCAUCUUCUGGUUCAGGCUUAGACAAUCUCACCGCCCAUUUACUGGAAGUGAUACCGCUUUGGAAACAAAUUGAGCAUUUUAAAGAGUAUAGAAAAAGAAUAGCAGGAUUGGUGGGAGAAGAAGAGGCCACCGCCAUAAUCAGAAAGGCAAUAUUUUUCAUUACAAUAGGCACCAAUGACUUCAUUUUCAACUACUUUGCACUCCCAACUCGCCGACUUCAGUUCACUGUUCAAGAGUAUACAGAUUUCCUCUUGAAUACAUACACACUUUAUAUCAAGGAACUAUACAAUCUGGGUGCCACUAGAAUUGCUGUGAUUAAUGUUCCACCAUUGGGAUGUCUACCAAUUGAGAGAACAUCUGGAAGCUUUUUGAACAAGGGAGCAUGUGACGAGAAGAUAAACCAGGCUUCAUCUAGGUUCAAUUCAGGAUUAAAUGCUGCGAUUGCUGGACUCAAACCUACUUUUCCUACCCUUAGAAUUGCUUCUCUCGAUUACCACAAUCUGAUUUCCGAGUUCAUUGCAAACCCUAGUAAAUAUGGUUUGGAGGUGAUUGCAAAAGCUUGCUGUGGGACUGGCACCUUCGAAGUUCUCUUCCUGUGCAAUGAAUUGAGUCCCUUGACAUGUCCUAAUGCUUCCAAAUAUCUCUUCUUUGAUUCCGUCCACCUUACUCAGAAAGCAUAUAAAAUCAUUUCUAGUGUACUUUUAACUAGAGAUGUUCCUCAACUUCUUUAAUCUAGCUAGUGGAUUUAUUUAUAAUUGAACAUAAUAUGCUCUAAAAGUAAUCGGUACAAAUUAACGUAUGGACUUGUUCUAGAUGAUAUUUCAUCCAUCUUGUAAAAUGUAAAGAUGUCAUAGUAAAAAGAUUUAGGCUUUCUAUGCAUUCUAUGUUGUAAAUAUUUAUUGUUA